Panicum virgatum (switchgrass) is the source of this 3867-nucleotide messenger RNA. RefSeq lists its product as uncharacterized. The record is from RefSeq and is a predicted model, not a curated record. The transcript is spliced from 6 exons. Lineage: Eukaryota; Viridiplantae; Streptophyta; Magnoliopsida; Poales; Poaceae. Bases 956 to 3754 code for a protein of 932 amino acids.
CUUUCGGCUUCAGAGUUCGUUUGGACUUGAGCAUAGUAUGACUCAUUGGUUUUUUAGUGUUCGUAGUUUUCUAUAUACAUUGUUGUUGUACGUCUUCUCCGCUUUUAUCAUCGUCCCUCUUUUCUCUUUCCACCGACUAAAUUCGCUGAGAGGCAAAUUGGGUCUUCAAAAUGUGCGACUGAAAGAUUCCUUCGCAGCACCAUAUGCACCAUCUCGUUACUCUCACUGUCGCCGCUGCAUAGUUCUGUAGUUGUCGAUACCUGUUUCGCAUUUUUGUUCACUUUUCUUUAAUUUUCCUUCUAGGUACAUGCAUCUGAUUAAGUUAACAGCUCGAGCUUUGGUUUCCAUAUUCCAUAGAGCACAAAGCUGAGCGCCUUUAACCUCCCCUCACCUCUGAGGUAGUGAGGUGCGAGGUUUAGUUUACCUGUUUAUCUGUCCCAAAAGUGCAGCCUUUAAAAGGCUUUCCGUGCUGAAAGAUUCCUUUUGAUCGUAAUCAUAGAUUUGUACUAAUUUGUUCAGCCCUGUGCAUUAGCUUUAUGUUGCCUCCUGAUCUUUGCUACAUUCCACUUUUCCAUCUUGCCUGGUGUUGCUCUGUCCCCAUCGUUUCAUUUCGUUGGGCGUGCCGGCUAACUUCCUUUUGCUUUUUUAAACAACCACAGGGCCAUGAACUGUGCUUCUCAUGCACAAUAUUGCCUACUAAUGCCUGCAAAAGCCCAGCCUUAGGAAUGUGUGUGCUGAAUUUUUUCUGAAAGGACAGCAUCUUGCUACAGCAAUAUACUCUGACCUUGUGCCCAAGUUCAAAUUUAAGGCUUGAAAACAUUCAAAACUCGAGACUUCAGAUGCUGAGACACCCAAGGCUCUUCAAACUUUGGUUGCCUAUAUAUCCACACGCCAGUGGAUGGAAUCUAUCAGUGUUGCUGUGCUCUGAGGCAGCCUUUAUGAUCAGACGAAGGCAAUGAUCAACUUGUUCGACCUCGGCGCUGGGUUGUCUAGCUCGAACAUGCUCACAGAUCGACCUCGAAGAGAUGGUUCUCCAUCUUGUAGAAGCAGGCAAGAUGUCAAGAGAACCGUUGAUCCUGCUAAAGUUUACGCAGAGGAUAAACUAGGAGCUAGUAACUGGAGCUCAUCAAGCAAUAGAUCAAAUGCAUCUCCGCUGAAUGUGGUAUUAGCAAAGGAGAAGUCCAAGGAAUUGGAGUCGAAGAAGAAGCCACCAAGUGUCGUUGCCAGAUUAAUGGGACUUGAAGAUGAUCUACCUGGUCAAGAGGCAACAUUACAAUCUGCUAAAAGAAACUUGAAGAAAAGACACUUAAAUGACAAUUCAGCAGAAAGUAAGAGUCUCCAUCAACGUCAAGACCAGUACAAUUCCAUUAUGACAACACGGGACAUACACGUAGGACACACAGAAACUGUUCAGUUUAAGGAUGUCUAUGAAGUCAGUGAAAAACCAUUAAGAACAUACCAUCUUCAGGACCAAACUUUUCCUAGCGGAACAUCCUCCAGGAGCAAGAGGGACAUAAGGAUGGAAAUUGUUCGUCAGAAGUUCAUGGAAGCUAAGCGCCUUGCUACAAAUGAGAAACUCCUCCAUUCAAAGGAGUUUCAAGAUGCUCUUGAGGUUCUCAGUUCAAAUAGAGAUUUGUUUCUUAAGUUUCUUGAGGAACCAAACUCUGCUUUCUCAGAGCAGCUGGCUGGACUUCACAGAAGCCCAUCACCACCUCAGACAAAGCGUAUUACUGUCUUGAAACCAAAUAAAAAUGUUGAGAAUGAAGGCAGAAGGGAAAUCAGAACACAGAGAUUAAAUGAAGAAAGUGUACAUGUGAUGCCUUGGACUCACCGGAGAUCUCAUUCAGAAGAAGUUAUUUUCUCCCAGCCAACUAGGAUAGUGGUGCUGAAGCCUAGUCCUGGAAAGCCUAGUAGAACAAUGGCCAGGCUAACACCCCAAGCAGCCACAGCUCAGCUGACUGAGCAGAUAGAUUUUGUUGGAGGUUUAGAAGAUGACAAUUACCUACCAGAUAGUCUACAUCGGCGGGAUGAGUCAUUAUUAUCCUCUGUAUACUCUAAUGGGUAUGGUGGAGAUGAAAGCUCUUUCAGCAGAUCAGAAGCUUACUACAUCGAUGAAGAAGAUGGUAACCUAAGUGAUUCUGAGAUAGUUAGUCCAGUAUCACGGCAUUCAUGGGAUCACAUCAAAAGAUAUAACAGUCCUUACGCAGGCUCGCCUUUUACCCGAACAUCACGGUCACCUGAGUCAUCUGUGAUCAGGGAAGCCAAAAAAUGGCUUUCGGAACGAUGGGUAUUGGUAGCAUAUAAUGAGAUCAACCAAGAGCAGAUGCAACUACCCAGAAGCUCAAGCACUUUGGGAGAGAUGCUCUCCCUUCGAGGAACCAAGAAAGAAGUUGAUCGGAUGGGUUCUGUUUCAAGUAGCCAGCCAUGUGAUGCAGAAAAUGAGCUGACCCUGCAAGCUACCUGUAAAUCUAUUUUUACAGAGAAUGAAGGAGAUGGACAGAGCUCCCCAAAGAGUCUAGCAAGAUCAAAAUCUGUUCCAGUGUCAUCAUCGAUGUUUGAUAACAUAGCACAAAAUGACCCAUUAUCCAAUUCUGAAGGCUGUAAAACACCAAACGUGGCUACAAGGUCAGAUAAAGUAAAGCCAUCAUUCAAAGGGAGAGUUUCGAGUUUUUUCUUCCCUAAAAGUAAAAAACAGUCAAAAGAGAAAAUGACCCUAUCUGCUAGUUCUGAUGAGAAGGUUGAAGUCACUUGUUUUAGCAGCAUGAAACCAGAGGCUGCUCAAAAUAUUGGCGCUGAUGAAAAUGUGUCAUUUCAUGAGGCCAAAGAUGAUAGUAUGACUACUCGAACAAUCUGUUCUUCGAAAGAUAUUGUUUCCAUCGAAGCACCUAUUUCUUCUGUCUGUUCAAGUGGACAUCUUGAUGGAUUGAGAUCAGGUGGAGGUCUGAAUGGUAACCGUGAUGAGCCUAGUCCUAUUUCAGUUCUUGAUGCGUCAUUCGAAGAUUGCAACAUUAAUGAAUCUGAUUCGUCAAGAAGCACUACUUGUGACAAUGAGAGAAUUGUCUUACGAGCUGAUGCAAUUGAAUCUGUCACACGCUCAUUAUCAUGGGAGGAUAUGAACUCUCCUUCAUCUUCACUUGGUAUGACAAAGUUAACCCCUCCCUCCAGUGUGGGCAAUGAUGAACUAGAAUGUGUUGCCUUUGUACGAAGGAUUGUAUCAUCUGCUGGGUUAGGUGAUCUGCAGUUCGGUAUGGUCUUUUCUGGCUGGUACUUGCCUGAUUGCCCCCUGGACCCUGCAUUGUGUGACAAGUUAUUGGACCGGAAGGAGGAGGCUGCCAAGUCGAGGGAGCGAAGGUCGAACCAAAAGCUUCUUUUUGAUUAUACAAAUAUGACCUUAGUUGAGAUUGGCCAGGACACCUUACUACGCGUCUAUCCUUGGAGUCAUGUGCGCUCACUGGCCAGGAAGGAGACCCUAUCUCUAGAUUUGGUUGAAGUACCACGCAAUAUGAGGGAUUGGCUCCAUGGAUCAGGGAAGUUUGCAGUGAACGAGAACGAAGAUGCUGGAACAAUACUUGAAAGAAUUAUGGAACAGGAGGUGGAAGGAAGAGGCUGGGCGAAGUCCAUGAGAUGGGAAUUGGAUGAUAUCACAGCGCUGAUUGCAGGCGAGGCAUUGCAGGAACUACUAGAAGAAACUGUGGAUGAUCUCACAAUUUGUUCGCCACAGCAAGAGAUGUCAAUGACAAUAGCAAAUCUGUAGGAAGCAAUUCCUUUGUGUAUGAAACUGCUCUCAAAAUUAUUGGGCUGAAAAAAAACUCUUGAGCAUCCUCAUAUCUUGUAUGUAUGUUCACGUAGUUGCUUGUGCAUAUGCCA